GAUACAAAGUACAAGUCACAGCAUCUCAGUACUUACACACCUCUCUCUCUCAUCUCACUCGAGCGAAAAAUCAAUCUCUCACAUUGCAUCGCAUCUCAUCUCUCUACGGCUGGUCGGGUCGCAUCAUCUACAUGCCUGCCUACACGCAGCCAACCACCCAGCCAGCCAGCCCCCCGCAUACAAUGAAUGCACCCAGUCGCCCGCUCUUCACUUUCUCACUCAGCUUUUUCCUUGCUGAAAAGGCUGGCCACUCGUUUCACAAAGGCAUGUUUGGCCUCCAUGCUGACGGGUGUCUUGCCGAGGUAGAGCUCGAAGAAGGCCUUGGGCAGCUUGGCGUCGACCACAGUGCCGGCGGGCUGGCCACGGAUGAGGACGUCUAGUCGUUGGUCCUCCGUCCAGCCCAUGGCGAUAGUCUCGGCCUUCUUGAUCGACGCACCCAUGCCCUUCUCCAACAGACUGCAGAACUCACUCACCACCUCAGGCUGCGCACAUACAGGAAGGCGAACCGCAGACGACAGACCAGCGUGUGGGUGCAUACAGUUAUGUAUCUUUGUGUGUGUCUUGUGUUGGUCAGUCACCUCGACACCCUUGACGGCGCUGAGUGCGUCGGCCACCUUGUGUGCUCCUACAGUGCGGGCGAACUUGAGAAGGACGAGUUUGGGCACCUCCUUGCCCAGGAGCGUGUCAUAGAAGCGAUCAUCGUUCAUGAGUGACUCCUCGCUCUCGCCCUUGAAGGAUGACAGAGCCUUGGCGGCCUCCUUGGGCUCCACGUACAGACCAACAGAGUACACAUUGACUUUAGCAAUGCCUGCAGCGACACAAAACAAGAUGAAUGCAUCCAUCAUCCUUCUUUCCCCUGUCAUCUUGUCAGUCAGUGUCCUCUGUGCUGACUGACCGAGGUUCUUCCUCCUCGGCCCAGCUCCCAACAGGGUCAUCUUGGGAGUGCCGGGGAAGGUCGCCUCGCACGGAAACUCGAUGCCUGUGACCUUGUCCUUGAGCACUGCGGCCACGGGGGGAGUCAUGCCACAGCUACCGCCACUGCUGCACCCUCCAUUUCGCAGACGCGCCGUUGAUGAGAGAUCGAUGAAGAAA
Messenger RNA from Vitrella brassicaformis, 1092 nucleotides. Lineage: Eukaryota; Vitrellaceae. The record is from the annotation of a GenBank genome assembly.